AUGGAAAAUAGUACUGGGACCACCCUUCAAGAAUUUGUUUUGCUUGGAUUUCAAUUUGAUCCCCAGAAGCAGUUCAUAUUCCUCAUCUUUUUUGCCAUUCUCUAUGUGCUCACUUUGGUGGAAAACAUCGCCAUUAUCAUACUGGUACUGAUAGAUGCUCACUUGUCCCAGCUUCCCAUGUACAUCCUGCUGAGCAACUUCUCCUGGGUGGAGAUGUGCUAUGUGACAGCAACUGUGCCCCGGAUGCUCUAUGACUUGGCUUCUUCUUGUGGUGUCAUCUCCUUCCAGGUCUGCUUAUUCCAGUUCUAUAUCUUAUUUUCUCUUGGCAGCACUGAAUUCUUCUUCCUUUCAGCCAUGGCUUUGGAUCGGUACCUGGCCAUCUGCCACCCACUGCAUUAUUCCCAAAUCAUGUCUCCAAAGUCCUGCUAUCUCCUGGUGGCAAUUUGUUGGAUCCUUGGCUUUCUGGGGUACAUCGUUCCAGUGACUUUGAUCUCCAAACUGAACUUCUGUGGACCCAACAUCAUUGACCAUUUUUUGUGUGAUCCUGGACCAAUUCUGUCCUUGGCUUGUCCUCCUCUUGGAAAUGUUCCUUUUAUCUGCCAAAUAGUAAUGCAUGCCAUAUUUUUCAGCAAUGUCAUAUUUGUUGUAGUUUCAUAUGGCAUUGUAAUUUUCACUCUGUUGAAAUCUUCCAACCAGGGGAGCCUUAAAAAGGCCUUCUCCACCAUAUCUAUGCACCUACUAGUGGUGACACUUUUCUAUGGCUCUGUCGGAGGGAUGUACCUAAUUCCUGGUGGAGAAAGCCAGGCAGAGCUCACUAAGGCAAUAACAGUCUUCUACACAGCCAUCACUCCCUUUGUCAACCCCUUGAUCUACUCUCUGAGGAAUGAUCAGGUGAAAAAGGCAUUGUGCAGGUUGUUGAGGAGAAAUAUGAGACUGAUAUUUAUGAGAGCCACAGUUUAA
Sceloporus undulatus (fence lizard) is the source of this 960-nucleotide messenger RNA. RefSeq names its product olfactory receptor 11H6-like. The transcript has a single exon. Gene Ontology annotation, cellular component: membrane. Lineage: Eukaryota; Metazoa; Chordata; Lepidosauria; Squamata; Phrynosomatidae. Gene Ontology annotation, molecular function: olfactory receptor activity; G protein-coupled receptor activity. Gene Ontology annotation, biological process: G protein-coupled receptor signaling pathway. The coding region runs from base 1 to 960 and encodes 319 amino acids. The record is from RefSeq and is a predicted model, not a curated record.